Messenger RNA from Trematomus bernacchii (emerald rockcod), 2513 nucleotides. RefSeq lists its product as uncharacterized. Bases 874 to 1191 code for a protein of 105 amino acids. The transcript has 2 exons. The record is from RefSeq and is a predicted model, not a curated record. NCBI's taxonomy places the organism in Eukaryota, Metazoa, Chordata, Actinopteri, Perciformes, Nototheniidae.
CAAAGUGGGCAGGGUGCUGUGACGUUGUGACCAAAACACACGCUCACUAGUAGGAGGAGAAUGGGAAACAAGGGUAAAGAGGGAAACAGGAACAGAAAGUGAAGACUUGUCAAGAUGUCUGGGUGAGGGGGACCAGAACAGAGAAGAAGCCAGAUGCCAAAACAGAAACAACUGAAGUCUGAGCAGCUGUCGGGAUUAGACAGCAGGGCGAGCUGACCUGCCACUUCACACGUGCCCGCGGGACACACCCAAAAGCAUCGCUACAAAACGUAACUGAAAAGAGCAAGAGGACGAGAGAGGCCUCUGGAAGACAAAGAGAAAGAAAACAUUUUGAGGAAUGCCAAGCAGGAUAAACAAACUUGGCUGGAGUGCAGAUUUUGCCUUUUUUCUCCUGCAUCAAGAUUGUCACAACUGGGCUAUUUCAAAGAAAACCUUCUGAUAAACAAGUGAGCUUUUGGUCUUCUGGAUUUGUUUAAAGAAUGCUCAGGGCACUUCAAGGAAGUAGACAUACAUGAAGUCACCCUGCAUGCUUCCAGUGUUUCCAUUUCACAUAAACAACCCAAGCCUGAGUGCAAGCCUCAUCAGAUAGUGCUGUAAACUCUUUGGAAGUAGAAAGCAGGAGCACAUGAAAGUUCAAUGUCAAGUCACCAACAAUAUCAGACCUGACAAACUUUGAAGCUCAAACCAUACCGCAUAAAAAAACAACUUUCAACUUAAAUGAACACCAUUUUGUGAUUAUCUGAGUGUCUCCAGCUGGCUAAUACGCACAUUAACUGACUUGCAAACUUCACAACCCUCUAAAGGAUUUAUUAAAACUUUACAACUGCCAGACAAACUUAAUUAAAAGGAGCCACGACUCCGUAUCCGAGCGCCAUGGAUGGGGGAACAGACAGCAUCCGGGAUUUUUUCCACCAACUUUGGAGCAUUGCUACAGAGAAGCACAGCCAGGGGGCGUACAACACGGUGUGCCUGGUGGUGCUGCUGACUCUGCCCCUCAUCGUCCUCCUCACCACUUUGGUCGUGUGCUGCCACUGCUGCUGCUGUCGCCAUGCCAACUGCUGCUGUUGCAAGGACGCCAUGGCAACCGCAAGGUCAGAAACGAAGAAGAGAAAGAACUCGAGUGAGGACUUGUGGAUCUCCGUCAAGGGGGGGCCGAUGACGCCUGACAGGGUCGCCCUGGCCAUGGAGUAGGAAACCGUUUUUUUAUUUCAGUGCAGGGGAGCUGAUGGAGCGUCUUGAAAAGAAACCCAGCAUGGGCUCAAAGGACAUUGUUUAAAGAGGCCCUAUUAUGCUCUUCGGGGUUUUCCCUUUCCUGUAAUGUGUUACAUAUGUUUAUGUGCAUCUGAAUGGUCUGCAGACAUAAAAACCCAAAGGACCUUCCAGAGGGAGUUUCUCUCCCACACUCUCCCCCCGGCCUAAAACGCCUCCAUUGGACUCCUUUGUUUACUUUCGUAACAUAGUGACAUCACUGUGUAACACUCACACUUCUAUUGGCUAGCGCUCCAACACAUUGUACUUGAUAGGCCAAGGGGCAGGACAUCUCUACGCUGUUGACCAAUCACAACAGAGCAGGCUAGAUAACCAAUCAGAGCAGAGUGGGCUCUGGUUUCAGACAGAGAGUGGAAAGAGGUGCUGCAGAAAAAUGAGUAAAAUGAAGUGCUUUUUGAACUUUAAAGCAUGGAAACAUGUCACAGUAGAGGCACAAAAUAAAUUAUGAAACCUGAAAAUGAACUUAAUAGGGCCCCUUUAAACUUUUGGGAAGACCCUUACAUUGUAAUGGGUACAGAUGUAGUUGAAAUGUGUAAACACUGUACAGAUUCCUGCCAUUUUGUAUUCAUAUGAUGUUGUGAGUGGAGAAUGUUUACAACAUUUGUAUGAGCUUUGAAGUUUGUGGUACAUAAUGGAAGAAAUAGGCAGAGGCACACACAUACAUUCACGUGUGUGUGUGUGUGUGUGUGUGUGUGUGUGUGUGUGUGUGUGUGUGUGUGUGUGUGUGUGUGUGUGUGUGUGUGUGUGUGUGUGUGUGAGCAGUUCAGAGAGGGGGAGAGUGUGUGUGUGUCAGAGAGAAGUACAGUGUUAUUGAGAGCACUUUGUUUUUAGAGCUCCCAUGUGAAAUUCAUUGAGUCUGUAUUGAAGGGUGCGAGCCAAUUUAAAGUCUGCCCAGUGUUCAUGACUGUAAUGCUCCCUUCUCUUCACAUUCAUACUGCAAUCCAGACUCAUGAAACGCUCUCACUUUCUAAAGAAUUUGUUACCAACGGCCAGAAAGUUCAACUCAAAGGAUGCAGAAGGAAAUCUCAAACUUCCCUUAUUUAGAUGUAUUUUGUGCUCUUAUUUUUGUUUUUCUAAAUAUGAUACAGUGUACUCAGUACACAUAUAUAUAUACUGUACUGUAUGCCAUCGAGAUACACUUCUCUUAGUUUUGUUUUUUGAGACUGUCGCAGUAUUCAGGUCCAGUGAGCAUGAAAGGCACAAUUCACAAUCCAAAUGUCAGUAAAAUAAAUAUUCUAAAUGCA